Molecule: messenger RNA, 1659 nt
Organism: Penicillium odoratum
Lineage: Eukaryota; Fungi; Ascomycota; Eurotiomycetes; Eurotiales; Aspergillaceae
Product: guanosine diphosphatase
Exons: 2
Coding region: 1-1659 (552 amino acids)
Biological process (GO): nucleoside diphosphate catabolic process; protein N-linked glycosylation
Cellular component (GO): membrane; Golgi apparatus
Molecular function (GO): UDP phosphatase activity; GDP phosphatase activity
Source: RefSeq, a predicted model, not a curated record
AUGUCGACUGGAGUUCACGAUCAACCAAAUCCUACUCAACCUCUAGAUCAGAGUACAUCAGUCCGUCAGCGCUCGUUCUCCCGAAGCAACGGUCCCCUUUUCGCAUCCGUUGAGUCCCAUCGAGUAUCCGACAAACAAACCGCCACCAUGGGACAAACCCAAAGAACGCGCUACCUAAAGACUGGCGCCAUUAUCGCCUUUGUGUUUAUGGUCAUAUUGUGGUUGUCUCCGUCUCGUUCAACUGUUUCUGGCUACGCUCAGGAACAAGCCCCUUCGACCUCCGGUUCAUCCGCCAAGUGCACCAAGCCCUUCGACUCUUCCAAGCCUCUGAUUCAGUAUGCGCUCAUGAUUGAUGCCGGAAGCACUGGCUCCCGUAUUCACGUCUACCGAUUCAACAACUGUGGCUCUACUCCGGAAUUGGAAAACGAGGUCUUUGAGCAGACCGCGAAGAAGGAGGGCGGCUCUGGUCUCAGCUCUUACAAGGAAGACGCUGAGGGUGCUGCUCUCAGCCUGGACCCUCUCAUGGAGGUCGCCAUGCAGAACGUCCCCGCGGAGUACCGGUCGUGCACCCCGGUUGCCGUCAAGGCCACUGCCGGUCUGCGUCUGUUGGGCCCCGAGUUGAGCACUAACAUCUUGGAGGCUGUGCGCCACCGUCUGGAAACCGCCUUCCCCUUCCCCGUUGUUUCCAGGGAUAAGGGUGGUGUUCAGAUCAUGGACGGCAAGGAUGAGGGUGUCUACGCUUGGAUUACCACCAACUACCUCCUGGGCAAGAUCGGUGGCCCCGAUCAGACCCCCACCGCUGCCGUCUUUGACUUGGGUGGUGGUUCCACUCAGAUUGUCUUCCAGCCCACCUUUGAGCAGAGUAAGGCUGGUGGUAUGCCCGAGCACAUGGCCCCUGGUGACCACAAGUAUGAGCUCAACUUUGGUGGCCGCGAGUUUGAACUCUACCAGCACUCUCACCUUGGCUAUGGUCUGAUGUCGGCUCGUGAGGCUAUGCACAAGGUUGUUCUGGAGGCUAUGUUGGCCAACAACCCCAAGGACCUCUCUUGGCUGAAGCGCCCUAUCACCAACCCUUGUAUUGGCCCUGAUAUGGAGCGAACGGUUACCGUAGCGUUCCCUGAGCCACACCCUCUUAGCCCCUCAGUCACUGUGAACAUGGUGGGUCCUAAGGACUCCUCUGCUGCUCCUCAGUGCCGUGCUAUCGCCGAGAAGACCUUGAAGAAGGAUAACGAGUGCAAGUUGGCUCCUUGUUCAUUCAACGGUGUUCACCAGCCGUCUCUCGAGAAGACGUUCUCUCGCGAGGACGUUUACGUUUUCUCCUACUUCUAUGACCGCACUGCUCCUCUGGGCAUGCCUUCUUCAUUCACUCUGGGCGAGCUUCACGAUCUCACCUCUACUGUUUGUGGUGGUGAGGACAGCUGGGGUGUCUUUGAGAGCGUCGAGGGCGCCAUGGCCGAGCUCCGUGAUCGUCCGGAAUGGUGCCUGGAUCUCAACUUUAUGCUCAGCCUUCUCCACACCGGCUACGAAAUGCCCUUGACUCGCGAGGUCAAGAUUGCCAAGAAGAUCAAAGACAAUGAGCUGGGCUGGUGUCUUGGUGCUAGUUUGCCGCUUCUCAGCCAGGAGUCUGGCUGGACAUGCCGCAUCAAGGAGGUCGCAUAG